AUAGACAACCAAGGACGAUGUCUCACUAAAUAGAGGGAGGAGGAGGGGAGCGGGUUAAAGCCCCGGUGGGAACAGCUGAGCGGCUGCAAAGAAAAGCCUGCCUCCCGCGAGGAGAAUACAGAUCUCUCACUCCUAAAGGGACAUCUCUUCGGAUCUUCUAGCACCUUCUCUGUCGUCUUAAAUGCACAAGGUGUUGAAAAGCAUAGCUCCCAAUGACCUGUACCAGAUUCUGUGUGAGGAGCAACGUUUGACCAGCCUUUGCCUUGCCUCUCCACAAUCCGCAAAACAGAGAGAAUACUGAUACACCUUACAGGAAUGUUGGAAGGAUCGCUGCAUCAUUGCUGAAGUCUUUGUACUUAGUCACUUGUCUUCCUGGUUCUUUCUUCGUAGGCGAACGGCAUCUAUUUCUGCAUAACUGUGCUAGUUUCGUUCUGUGAGCAGCUUGCUUUUAUAGAUUUGUACACUUUGCCAAAAUGCCUCUGAAUGAUGAGCAGAACAGCAACUGUGAUUCUUCAAGGUUCUCUGAAAGUGCAGCUUCAUCUUCCAGCGACUCUGAAUACUCCAGGCAGAGUUUUACCAGUGACUCUUCAAGCAAGUCCACCUCCCCAGCUUCAACAAGUCCUCCCAAAGUAGUUACAUUUGAUGAAAUGAUGGCAGCAGCCAGGAACUUAUCAAACUUGACGCUUGCACAUGAAAUUGCUGUAAAUGAGAACUUCCAUUUGGAAUGCAUUGAGCAUCCUCAGAACAGCUUGCCUGGGAGAGUAAAGCAAAUUGUGCACCAAGCAUUCUGGGAUCGUCUGGAAGAAGACUUGAAUGAAGAUCCUCCAGAAUAUGAGCAUGCUAUCAAGCUGUUUGAGGAAAUUAAAGAGAUCCUUCUUUCUUUCUUGAACCCUGGAGCAAAUAGGAUGCGGAGUCAAAUCUGUGAAGUCCUUGAUGCAGACCUCAUAAGGCAGCAGGCAGAGCACAAUGCAGUUGACAUCCAGAGUCUCGCGAACUAUGUCAUUAGCACCAUGGGAAAACUGUGCGCUCCAGUAAGAGAUAAUGACGUGAACCAGUUAAAAGCCACUGGAAAUAUUGUAGCAUUGUUCAGGCAAAUAUUUCAUGUUCUGGAUCUCAUGACCAUGGAUAUGGUUAAUUUUACUAUCCAGAAUCUCAGACCUCAUCUCCAGCGUAACUUAGUGGAAUAUGAAAGAGCAAAAUUCCAAGAUAUACUUGAAGAAACGCCAAGUGCCCUGGAUCUGACCACGGAAUGGAUACAGGAAUCCAUACACGAUGAACUGUCUGCUGUUUCCUGUGAACCAUCUUCAUCUUCUGGUGCUAAUGGGGUGUCUAAAACAACUCUGAGCCCUACUUCGGUGCUAACAAAUAGCUACUUGAAAUUGUUGCAGUGGGAUUAUCAGAAAAAAGCAAUUCCUGAGACACUAAUGACAGACGAAGGCCGUCUUCAGGAGCUAUCAGAAAAACUGAAUCAGUUGAAGAUUAUAGCUUGUAUUUCUCUCAUAACAAGCAACAUGUUGGCUGCAGCAACUGAGGGCAUUCCAGAAUUUGUUGAGAAACAAAAGAAGAUUUCGUUUGUCCUGCUUGAUGGGGUGAAUAAGAAGACAUUUGAUUUGAAGGAAGCUCUGAAUGCAAUAGGUAUUCAGACAUGCACUGCAAUAAAUGAGUCACUAACAGAAAGAGGCUUCCCAUCACUAAAUAAGGAAGUGGAAGCGAAUUUAGUGGGUCAGCUCUGCAACAUCGUUGAUGAAGACAAUCCCAUCCGUUCUUUAAUUGAUAAACGAAUUCAUUUCUACAUGAAAAGUUUGCUCACUUCUCCCUGCUUCCAAAAAUCUAGGCCUGCAAUUCCAGGAGGUCUUGCUGUGAUUCAGACUGAAAUAGAGACCAUUGGAACACAAUAUGCCAACAUUGUUAACUUGAAUAAACAGGUGUAUGGACCAUUCUAUGCAAAUAUUCUUCGAAAACUGCUUUUCGGAGAUGCAGAAAGGAACAAAGCAGAACUUGUGUCUUCUAACUGAAAUAUUCAUUCUUUAUUCUUUCCUCUUUCACAGUAUUUAUAUUGUGGGUUUUAUUCUUCUGAACAUGCAUAACUUACAGCAAUUAUAUUUGUUCAGAUGAAUAAACAGAGAAAUAAAUGUGCCUGUGUAAGUGGCUUAGAUUAUGGAGAUGAUUCUCAAAUAAAAGUUCCCCUGUAUCAAUACAAAUUUACUGAAUUUAAAAUAUAUAUAUGAAAUAAUUAAUUCUGUUUAUAAUGAUGGAUUGUAACAUUUAUUGCACUUAUUUAAUGUAAAUGUGUUCUCUUACAUAUAUGGGGUAAAUAUUUGCCAGUUCGUCACUAAUAUAUCUCUUUCAGAGGUUUGAAGCUUUCUCCAAAGCCUAAAGUGCAAUGAAACAAAAAAUUAUCGUUCCCCUCUACCAACAUUUUACACCCAUAACCACCCGCCCUCUUCCAAAAGUGGCUUAUGCAUAAAAUGCUGUGUCAUUCCCUCAGUACCUCUCUUUUGCUUCUGAAUUUGCAACAGUGUUGAGGUAAUGGAGUAAAGAAAACAGAUUAACACACCUCAGGUUUUUAUAUGACCCUUUCUGUUUUCUGAACCGUACUUUAAACAGUCUUCACAGCAGGCCAGUUAAAAAUAACCGAAAAGGAUGAAAACAAAACUAUUGCCCCAAAUUAUAGAGAUGUAAAAAACAAUUCUAAAACAAUUGAUUUGAUUAGUCCUGGGUUAUUAAAAAGACAGAACUAUAAUCCCAAACUAUUGAGGUCUACAAGUAUUCCCAAACUAUUGCACUCCCAACAAACGAAACUUCAACUCAUAGUCCUAAAAGGUACAAAUGAUUUGUGUUUUUUUUUUUCAGAAACAGAGGCUGAAAUCCUGUUGCUUAGUGUAGUAAGUCAGAACUAGAGUAGAUACAUUGAAUCUAUGGAGUAUAGUAUUUGACUCACCAGUUGUGUGCUGAUUUGAAUAGGCCUACAUUAGUUGCAAUUUACCACAUUAAGCAACAGAAUUUCAGCCCAAGGAAUGUUUCUGUAUAUAGGAUAUAGGACUGCUAGAGAGCCUACAGUAUUAUUUAUGCAUAGGUAUGUAUGCUAUAUUUUACAUAUUUCAAAUUAUUGAACAUAGAAGGGCUGUAGUACAUUGGGUAUAUAAUUUUCCCCUUUGUACCAAAAUGAAUAAUUACUUGAAAAAUGCUUCUAGGAAGUGUAAUUUAUAGUAUUGGUUCACUAUGAUUCAUUUAAAUAACAAAUGUUACACUAUUCAUUGAAACCACUUCAGUGGAUAUACAGUAUGUCAGUAAAUACUCCCUGAUAUUUUAUAUCCUUGCUGGGUAUAUAUUUUUGCUAAGAAUAAUCUAAGAUACUUCAUGUGUAACACUGAACCUUCUUGUCCUACAUUGCUUCUGAUGUCUCUAUCACAAAGAUUACAAAUAGGACCUUGAUAUCAAAAGCAUGUUGGUUUUAUAUGCAAAUUGGAUUUUUAAAAAAGAGAUAUAUAAUGUAUAUAAAUAAUUUUAAAACAUUACUAAAUAUCUAUUGCUUCAUUAUUCCACAUUAAAGUGAUCAUCUAGUCAAAGAAGAAAGAAACAUUAUUCCCUUCUUCGUUUAAAUUCUAAUUUCCCUGUGGGAUUAAGCAAAAGGACAGAGGACUGUGGCGAAUGCAUGCUCAACAGUCAUGUCAUUUCAGUAAAUCCAGAGGUGCUAGUGACAGGCAGCUAUGGCUUUAUAAACAACUCUCUGCAAGUAUUCAGUUCCACAGAAUAUGUUUUGUGCAGAGAGUGUCCAUCUCCCAUUCAUGCCUGGUUUUAAGGGCUAAAUCCAAUUGUAAGUCCCUGACUGAAUCAGUGGGGACUUGGUAGGUCGACUCUGGUUCCAUCGAUUCAGUGGGUCUACUUUAGCAGAGGCAGCAUUUUGAUUUAUGUGUAAGAUACUUUUUUUUUGUCUGAAUGAAAGGAAAAUUGAUUUAUUUGUCACUUUUCUACGUGAUCUGGUUUUGAGCAAUUCCACUGAAGAGGCUGUUGCAAGGGAAUAUGUAUGCUAACAAAAUUAUGGAUUGGAUCCAGUUUUGUGAAUGUGACUUGCACGGGCAGAAGCAGACCACACUGCUCUCCUUCUCAUGAUACCCCUUUAAGAAACCUGACAUAGAAGGUUAUGGUAUUCUGUAGAAGGGGGUGUACUGUAUUAUAGAUGGAAGACUACAGCCCAUUCAAUGUAGCAAGGUCUCCUGAUCCUCCAUGUAGCAUUUUCCUACAGUUUGCUUUCACCAGUUCAAUUGCACUGGGUCCAGUUCUUUGUACGCAACUCAUAUCUUGCUACAUAACUGAGUUGUAUAAAGGAGCAAAUACCUCUGUAUUUUGUUACAUAAGAAACAGAAGGAAUAAAUUGUCUAAAAUAUUUUGGACCUACGUAUGGCUAGGCGGUGUUAUAAACAUCCACAAGAAAUCUGAUUGUAAUUAUUUUUAUGAGGUUUGUGUGUAUGUAUAUAUUUCUGUCUACUUAAGCACUCUGUACAUGCAGGGAACUCAAGUGGAGGGACUGUAUGGGGAACUAUAAGUUAUAUCUAGACCGAUGUUUUCCAAACUUAUGUCCCAGAUGUUCUUGGAUUUAGACUCCCAGUAGCCUUCAUCACUAGCUGUACUGGCCAGGAUUUCUGGGAGUUGUACUCCCAAGAACAUCUGUGGGCUCUAAGGUGGGAACCACAGAUCUAGAGUAUACAUUAGCUGCAGUUAGGUCCCAUUGUAAUCAUUGGGGCAAAUUAAUCAACUGAGUUAAUUUGUCCCUUCAGCAGUUUCUCAUAAUUUAAGUCUCAUUGAUUUCAAAGGGCACUAACUGCUACAAAAUUAUUCUGUAUCCAACAAUAUAUUUAUUUUAAAUGCUCAAGCAGAAGAUUACAAGAAAGCAAUCUUUGUUUUGUGAUUUUAUAUAUGACAUGAGAAGGGCAUUUUACAUAGCAUGGUGUGGCCACUCAACAGUCUUUCAGUGUCUCUCUAUUAAUGUUUGUAGCCUUCUCAGUGUUCAGAUUAAUCAACUGAAUUAAUUUGUCCCCCUUGCAUGUUGUUUGGAUAAUUUCAGCAACUGUUUACUUUCAUCCAUACCUGAAAAAAACCCAAGGUAUUAUAUGUAACUGAUUGAUUUUUGUGUUAAUAUUUGUACUCAUUAAAUUUGCUUGCAGUUUUAAAAAA
Molecule: messenger RNA, 5175 nt
Organism: Pogona vitticeps (central bearded dragon)
Lineage: Eukaryota; Metazoa; Chordata; Lepidosauria; Squamata; Agamidae
Gene: TCP11L2
Product: t-complex 11 like 2
Biological process (GO): signal transduction
Source: RefSeq, a predicted model, not a curated record